Molecule: messenger RNA, 477 nt
Organism: Nerophis lumbriciformis (worm pipefish)
Lineage: Eukaryota; Metazoa; Chordata; Actinopteri; Syngnathiformes; Syngnathidae
Source: RefSeq, a predicted model, not a curated record
AUGGCAUUGGCUCUUCGCUCUCUGUUCCUCCUUUGUGGGUUGACCGGACUGUUGACAGGAGUCGGGUCCUUCCCUUCAAGAAUUUACAAAGACGUGAGCUGUCCUGAAGGAUGGACACAGCUGGACUGCAAGUGUUACAUCUACCAAAGUGAAGAGAGGGAAUUUGCAGAUGCAGAGGCCGUUUGCAACGUUCUGGGUGGCAAUAUGGUCUCCAUUACCAGUGACUUGGAGAAUGCGGUUGUGCAAGAGCUGAGUGAUGACGAUAGUUCAGUCUGGAUUGGACUAUAUGACAACAUUAAUGAGGGAAGCUACUUUUGGACUGACGGCACAAACAAUGAUUACGACAACUUUGCUAAUACGCAGCCUGACAGUACAAGUGGUGAUUGUGUAGAGAUGGAAACAUCAAAUCUCCAGACAGUAGCUGAGGUGCGGCAAGACAAGUGCGCUGUAAAGGGUUUGGAGAGCCCUCUUAUCUAG